Molecule: messenger RNA, 1281 nt
Organism: Auanema sp. JU1783
Lineage: Eukaryota; Metazoa; Nematoda; Chromadorea; Rhabditida; Rhabditidae
Source: the annotation of a GenBank genome assembly
AUGUCUUUGUGGAUCGACAAACCCGAUACUCUGCAACGAGAGAAAGUGCACAUCAAAGCGAGACAGUUGAAACCGUUCCAAACCUAUAAGAUGAUCAUGAGAUUGAAACACAAGUAUGGAGCCCAUGCUGCCUAUGCCGUGUUUAAAGCUGAUGCCAGUGGUGAAAUUGAUGUCCCCAGCUCACGUCCUCUUCGGGGAACUUAUUUUGAAGCCGAUCCGAUGGGGUUAUUUUUAAGCCAAACUGCCACCCCUGAAUUUGAUUUCGGAGGAUAUUUACGUUGCUCCCCUCCUGUUCCUUUCGUCUACCGCUUAGAGCUAUAUGAUGAUCGUGAAGUUCUGAUUGAUACGUUACUGAUGAAGAAACAUUGGAUGCACCCCAAUCUAACGCGAACUGAAAUCGAAGAAAAUGGCUUCUGCGGAACAUUGUUCAAACCUCCGGGUGAUGGACCUUUCCCUUGUGUGAUAGAUAUUUCUGGUACUGGCGGAGGUUUGCACGAACACAAAGGAGCCAUGUUAGCUUCAGAAGGAUUUCUUGUUUUGAGCUUGGCUUUUUUCCAAUAUAAAAGUCUUGUAUCUCGCCUGGAGGAAGUAGACAUAUCAUACUUUAAAAAGGCAAUCGAUUGGCUAAUAUCCAGACCUGAUACUGUUGAUUUCAUAGGAAUCCAAGGCGUCUCUUUUGGAGCUACAAUUGUCGACAUUUUAUCGACUAGAUUCCCUGAGAUUAAGGUUGUAGUAUCAAUCAAUGGACCAUUCCUUCAGAACCGAUAUUGCACUCUCAGAGAAAAUGGGGUGGCACUGCAAGAAGCAGAACUCGAUCAAAGCAAAAUUCGUUUUAUCAAUCGCGUAUUAGCAACUGAUCACAUACUUGAUAAGCUUGUACCAACGCCUGAGACCAUAAUCCCAUUCGACAGAGUAGCUAAAGAUGUAGCAUAUCGAUUUGUGGCUUCAACUGAUGAUCUUGUGAACAACUCUCUCUAUGCUAGCAGACAGAAGAUUAGACAGUUGCGUGAAAGUGGUCAUAACAAGUUAGAAAUUGAUAUUGUGAGCGGUGGUCAUAUCAUGGAGCCUCCAUAUUUCCCACACCAUCACGUCGUGUAUGCGAAAAAUCAAGGCUUUUACUGUGGUUAUGGUGGAGAAGUUCUUCUGCAUUGUCGUAGCCAAGAGCAAAGCUGGCUAAGAACUAUCUCCUUCUUUUCAAAACAUCUAGGAACUCCCUUAGAAAUGCCUGAUUGGGAUCGCGAACUUAUAAUUGCUGAACCUACGCCCUACAGCAAGCUUUAA